CUCGUCGACACGGGAGCGACGCAAAAUUUCGUUCACCCGGAUCUGGUGGAACAACUGGGGCUAGAGUUAACACCGCUACGCAGCCCCCGGUCAGUACAGCUGGCCGACGGAUCGGUGGCGGAGGUAAAGUCAUCCGUCACGGCGGAGAUCGUCUUCGGCGACGGAUUCGACGCGUAUACUGGCACGUUCUACGUGUUCCGCACCCACCCGGAGCGGGUGGUUCUCGGCGACACGUUCAUGCGAACGGUGCAGCCG
Molecule: messenger RNA, 255 nt
Organism: Cutaneotrichosporon oleaginosum
Lineage: Eukaryota; Fungi; Basidiomycota; Tremellomycetes; Trichosporonales; Trichosporonaceae
Source: RefSeq, a predicted model, not a curated record